Molecule: messenger RNA, 1737 nt
Organism: Melanotaenia boesemani (Boeseman's rainbowfish)
Lineage: Eukaryota; Metazoa; Chordata; Actinopteri; Atheriniformes; Melanotaeniidae
Product: kelch-like protein 10
Exons: 6
Coding region: 1-1737 (578 amino acids)
Molecular function (GO): protein binding
Source: RefSeq, a predicted model, not a curated record
AUGCAUCAGGUGAACAGUAAACCCUCACACAAGAUGAGUUCAGUGCUUAAUGAGCUCCGCUUAAAUGGACACUUUUGUGACUUAAUCAUUAAAGUUGGAGAGACAGAAUUUCCGGCCCACAAACUCAUCCUUUCCAACUUCUCCCCAUACUUCCGGGCUCUUUUCACACAAUGGUCUGAGCCAGAUCAGAAGGUCUUUCACAUACCUGGCCUCUCUGCUGAUACUAUGCAGCUCCUCCUUGACUACGCAUACACCAGUUGUUUGUCUGUCACAGAGGAAAAUGUGCGGGAAGUUAUGCUAGCUGCCGAUCAGUUUAAUGCAAUGGAUGUCAUACAGUCCUGCUGUGACUUCCUUGAGAAGACGCUGAGCCCAAAAAACUGCAUCGGCAUCUGGCAAUUAACAAAAAUCUGCUUCCAGCUCACAUUGCACUCUAAGGCAUACAAAUAUAUCAUUGAGCACUUUGAGGAGGUUGUGGCCUACAGAGAGUUGCUCCAGCUCUCUGUGGAGGAGCUCAGUAUGGUCAUUGAAAAAGACGACCACAUUGUCAGAGAGGAAUUUGUUUGGGAGGCUGUCUUGAAGUGGAUUCGUCAUGCUCCACAAGACCGUCAGGGACACGUGGCUACUCUCUUAUCUAAGGUUCGACUGGCCCAGUUGGGUAGGGACUACAUCCAGGCCAAUCUGCUGACUAACGACUUAAUCAGAAGCAGUACUGACUGUAUGGCCAUUAUUACCAGUGCUAUUAAAAUUCCAUCAACCAUCGACGCAUACUGCGUACUUCCCUGUAGCCCCCUUUGCUGUCCUCGCCUGCCGAGUGUAAUCCUACUGGCUGUCGGGGGCUGGUAUGGUGGAGCUCCAACAAACAGCAUUGAGGCUUAUGAUGUCCGGGCUGACCGCUGGACCAAAGUGACAAACAAUCUAGAGAGUCCUCGUGCCUAUCACGGCACUGCCUUCCUCAAUGGAUAUGUGUACUGCAUUGGUGGCUUUGACAGAGCAGAGCAUUUCAACAGCGUGUGCAGGUUUGACCCCAGAACGCACACUUGGUCUGAGGUGUCACCCAUGUACUACCGCCGAUCCCAUGUGAGUGUGACCGUGCUUAAUGGAUGCAUAUAUGCAAUGGGAGGCUAUGAUGGACACACAAGACUCAACACCGCAGAAUACUAUCGACCUGAAAUCAACCAGUGGAGUAAUAUCGCGCCGAUGCAUGAGCAGCGGUACGACGCCAGUUGCACAGUCUUCCAUGACAGGAUUUACAUUUGUGGUGGAUUCAAUGGAUACGAGUACCUGCAAACAGCGGAGUACUACAGCCCAGAUACCAACCAAUGGACGAUAAUCUCCCCUAUGAACAGCCGGCGAGGUGGACCAGGAGUCUGUGCAUAUGCAGAUCGUGUCUACGUAGUUGGCGGAUUUGAUGGCAUCAACCAUCUGUGCACUGCUGAGGCCUAUAACACUCAAAAUGACACUUGGGAAAAUGUGCCCUCCAUGACCAUACCCCGCAGCAACUUUGGCAUUGAAGUAAUUGAAGACAAGCUCUUUGCUGUUGGAGGCUACAACGGCUUUACCUCUGUCUUUGAAGUCGAGUGCUACAACGCCAAAUUGGAUCAGUGGUCUGAGGCUGAUGACAUGAACAUUCUCCGCAAGGGUCUGAGCUGCUGUGUGCUGUCUGGACUCCCCAACAUGGCUGAGUACUCUAUGGGUUGUGACGCCGAGGAGGAAAUGGAGUCAGAAGACUCCUCCUGA